GCUGAGGGGCCGCGAUGACGAUGAGACUCUGAGGUUAUAGAAUAUUUUUUCGCCAGGAGCAAUCGCAUACACAUUCUAAUCAAUGUGUCUGCUAUCUUUUGGAUGCUGAUGCAUGAUCAAGAUACAUCAAUUGAAAGCGCUCGCGCUGGCGCUCACGGGUAAUAUUAUGCAAUUCCGCCUUGUCGAGUAAGGAAAGUAACGGGCUUCGAGUUGCCCAGAGUUGCUCGAGUUGCCGAAGCGAAGAGCUCCAAUUCUGGGACGAGUUGCCGGGAGAAACCUGGCCCAUCGAAAUGGGGCAAAGCAGGGCGGUGCGGGUGUCGAAGUGCCUGCUCGACAUGCGGGGCGCCGUCUUUGAGACGUCCUCCGCAACAGGAUGCCUCCUCUCGUUUGGGAUCGAUAGCGGCGCGCCGCUCUCGACUCGGUGGCGGGGGGCAAGUGCCUCGCCCCCCCUGUGGUUUAGUUAGGGAGCGCCAGGCUAGGAAUAGGCUUUCGUCUUGCUGCGUUGCGGUGUGAGCGAGGGGCUUCCGCCGGGGUGGGUUCGUAGCCGGCUUGCGGCUGGAGGGUGCCGCUGUGAGUAGCACUGGGAAAAACGCGGCGGGGGUUGAUGUAUUGGCGGGUGGCGGUGGGUGCGAUCUGACGUUGAUGGGCAGCUGGAUUAGCCGGCGCGGUACAUGCCACAACCCCCAGGGCCCCUGCGUUGGUCCCUUUGCGGUAAUCUGACUGCCCCCCCUUGGCUGUCUUCCCCUGGCGGAUGUCUCUCUUGCCGGCUUGCACUUGCAGUUCCUGCUUGAAAGCAAGCGCCCCAAGGGCGCACCAAGAAGAAAAUCAAGGAGCAGAGAGAGAGACACAGGUCGCAUUGCCCUACGCUCCUGCUAAGGUCUCUCGGUGUCUCAUGAAGCUGCGCCUGAAGGGUGCCGCGCAGAAAAUUAGGGUGGGCAACUCGAGCAACCCGAGCAAGUCGGCCCGAUACGGGUCAAGAAAGUCCUUGCUCUAGUAUAAGCCCGCUUUCCUUUUUCGUCCCAAGAACGUAAACCUUUCUGGAGCUCGCGGCACGUUGGUUGUAGCCUUGAAGAUUGUCAACAUUAUCUGAUGUUUAGUAGAUCUUUUUGGGGGGUGCCGACAAGUGACAACUGAGUAGAGUUCGACAGUACUUUCGAAAUAUCAUGAUGAGAUGAACCUGACUUCCACAUAACAAGGUGACGCACUAUUUUUUUCAAAUUAUAACAAACGUGAAAGAUACAAAUUCAAAUACUUUAUCCAUGACGUAUUCGAGAAAACUUGAUAUCCCACGACAACCAACAUAAAGGUCGAUGAACAUGGAUCAUACGAGUUAUGUAGAUAUGUCGACAUCGAUACAAUUACAGGGAAUUCUACUCUAUGUUCUUUGGUAGAUGAAUUAGGGUCACCUUCUGGUCUACCUUGAUUUUCACCAUAGUCGGUCCUCGUGUCGCAUAUCGAAAGUCAUAGAGUUUUCUUGCCAGCAAUAGUUCAAAGUCGUGCGUAUAUGACGGUAAAAAAAGAUGCCUCGCUCAAGGCUCGCAGAGCCUGCUGGGCGUCUCGAUUUUGCAUAUUCGCUGAAUAGUCUUAAUUUCUAUUCAUGUGUUGUAAUCCUUCCUGUGUACGUGUACUCCAUUAUGACAGAGGUCACCUGGCCGCACAUAAUUCUUUUAUCUUUUUAUAACCCACGCUAUUAUGAGGCAGCUCCAGCCUUGCCUUCGACAUCGACUGGGAGCGAGAUAUAAAGUUUCAUGCGAUUGGGACCACCGAACAACAGAAGAAACUUCCGUACUAGGAAAUACCAAAAGCAAAAGAUGCCGCAGCACAAAAGAAAACUAGUGCGACUUACUUCUACACAUCUGCAUGUGCUUGUCGAUUCAUUGAACAUAAUGCGUUUCAGAAAAAGAAC
Molecule: messenger RNA, 1906 nt
Organism: Amoebophrya sp. A25
Lineage: Eukaryota; Dinophyceae; Syndiniales; Amoebophryaceae
Source: the annotation of a GenBank genome assembly